GAUUCCAUCGUAAGAUGCCGAAACAAUACGAGUACGAUGGUUGGUCUUACGAAAGACUGGGCCAGCAGCGUGGGCGUGCGCACUUUCUGCUGACCGAGCCUUAUCGCUACGUGACGGUGAUUCUAUCCCCGAGACCGAGUGAUCCGCAUCGCCUGUUUUGCAUAGACAGCUCCUGCUACCAUGCCGCCGGCCCCCUUGGGGAGGGCAAUAUUGUGGAGAUCGAGAACAUUCUUUGCAUUUGUUGUCCAUGGCAUCGCUACCUUGUUUCGAUCGAGAAUGGUAAGGAGGUUUUUGUGCAGACGGACCAGUCAAAGUCGAGCGGCGUCAUCGCCAACCGCAAUGAUGGCUCUGUGGGGCUGACGCCGUCAACGCGAGGGGUCCCUGCCAGCCCAGGCGCGUCGGUCACCUGCGGGAAGGUAGUCCAGCGCACUCACAAGGCGUAUCUAGAUGAAACGACCUCGGUCUUGACAAUUGAGGUGGAUGACGACGAGGUGAUUAGGUCCAACCCCUUAAAAUCGGAUUACUCAUCCCAGGACAUUCAAUACGGUGGCAUGUGUAUGCAAAUAUUUGAUAUCAAAUCGAAAGGACUUUCAAACGAUCGUUUCUAGCCGUCGAGCACGCUUUGUUUCUUGUUGAAUACACGCAAUACAGGAAGUCAAACUUAGCAAAACCAAUGUAGGUCUCUUUUGCAUCAAAAUCUCGUGUUUUCUGAAUCACCGCUAUGUACAUCUUUUUGUCUGAUGUCUUACUUAGCCUAUUGCUGGUGUUGUGUAUCAACAUCGGAACUUUGUAGUUUCACUGUCAAUUUGACAUUUAAACGUGGCUAAAA
This is a messenger RNA of Phytomonas sp. Hart1, 829 nucleotides long. The record is from the annotation of a GenBank genome assembly. Lineage: Eukaryota; Euglenozoa; Kinetoplastea; Trypanosomatida; Trypanosomatidae.